CCGGGCGCGCCGGUCCGGUUCAGGUCCUACCCAGUCGUCAGCACCCGGCCAGCUCCUGUGCUCAGCACCAGGUCGUCUGUUGCCCUUAGGAAGAAGAGCGGAUACGGGCGCCCCUGCCAGGUCGGGGUCACGUGGCGGCGCCCUUCGUCGGGCUGGGGUGAUCGAGCCAGCCACUCGUUUGACGAGGCCGGAGGGCGCGGGCGCUGGCUGCCACCGCUAGAAGCUGACAGAAGCAUGGCGAGUUUUCAAGAAAGCUACCGCGUGGAUACUCCGCGCUUCGCUGAGAUGAACAACCUGACGGCCGGACAGGGAGCCGAGAUUUUGUUCGCCACCGAUGACUGGUUUGCUGCUGCAGAAAACCUGACCAGGACGACUGAGCCUGUCUUCAAAGACGGGCUUUUCACGAGCGAGGGGAAGUGGAUGGACGGAUGGGAGACGAGACGGAAGCGCAUUCCAGGCCACGACUGGUGCAUCAUUAAGCUCGCCAUGCCAGCCGUCAUUUACGGAGUGGACUUCGACACAGCUUUCUUCACCGGCAACUACGUGCCUCGGGUGUCCUUGCAAGCAGCCCUGCUCUCCAAGGAAGAGUUCGCGAAGUUUCCACCGCGGGCGACGGGGGCGGGAAAGGCAGCUGAAGACCAUGAACUGAAGACAGUGAAGUCUCUCAAAACAGAGCGCUGGACGCGUAUCACGCCCAUGAGUCGCCUGCGGCCGGGCUACAAGCCGUCGCGGCACAACUUCGUGCCGGUCAGCGACAGGAGCGUCUACAAUGUGGUGCGACUGAACGCCUACCCGGACGGUGGCAUCGCCCGGCUGAACGUGUUCGGCCACGCCUACCCCGACUGGAGCGCCGUCAAGCCGGGCGAGGUCGUCGACCUCAUCCUGGCCAAGACCGGCGGCGUGUGCGUGGCGCACUCGAACGCCCACUACGGCCACCCGCGGAACCUUAUCGCACCCGGCCGCGGCGCCAACAUGGGCGACGGCUGGGAGACGGCGCGCCGUCUGGAUCGGCCCGCCAUCCUCGAAGCCGACGCUCGCGGCGUGCUGCGGGUGCCCGGUCAGGAGUGGGCCAUCUUCCGUCUGGGCCAUCGCGGCAGCAUCAUGGAGAUCGAGAUAGAUACGUGCCACUUCAAGGGCAACUUUCCGGACGCCGUGAAGGUGGACGCCUGCGAUGUGGAGCGCUACACCGAGGACCACCUGGAUACAUACUACAACUGGACACCGAUACUGCAUCCACAGAAGAUGCAGCCGCACCACCAGCACCUCUUCCAGGGUGACGACAUCCUGCCGCACGCACCCAUGACGUACGUACGCAUCACCAUGUCUCCCGACGGUGGCAUCAGCCGCGUGCGCAUCAACGGCACGCUUCAGUUCGACCGGUUCCAGACGUGGACGCACGGCAUCGAGUCUGUCACGCAGAGCCUGAGCGGCAACGGUGGCGACGGUGACAAGGCGAGGAACGGAGCCAUCGAGCCGCCCGCCGCCGCACAGCCCGGGGCGUAACCGUCGCUUCACCGCCCCACCCCGACUUGGCGACCCGGUGCUCCUGCGGAUGAACGUCACGGCUGGUAGGCGGAAACAGCGCACAGUGUCGGCAAACAGCCGGGCCGUCACGUGCUCGCGCGCAUAAGUAACGAAACUGGAGCAUCAACGCGCGGCAGGACAAUGUUACGUCCAGGGACCGAGUCUGCACUUUGUAAAAUUAAUCGCGGGAUGGCAAGGGCACGUCGUAUUUUUGCUGUUUUUGGUAUUCUUCAACGACGUGAUUAUUUAAGUGCGAGAUGACUUCGCGUGAAUAUGAGGCACAGAUGAAGGUGGAGGGCACACUGAAUAGGCACAAAGCCGCAGCUAUGGGCACGCAGUUCCGCGUCCAUACGGGCGUAUGAUCGUGUCUAAAAUGGGCGGGCCUUGUAUCAGAGGUAGGCCUUUUCUCUCGUCAUCGUACGCACGGACACACGGAACGUGAGGGGACCAUGGCCGACCCGACCAGCCCGGCUCAACCCGUUUCCACGCCGUGCAUGUUCGAACAAUUCGGUUAUGACAUGAUUGAUCGCCAAACAAAAGAGUCGGCGUAGAGCUGCGUCCGAAGCGGAGAGUCACGGGAGGACUGACGUUGUCGGUCUGCGACUGAGCAACCACAAAACCGGCAGGCGUACAGAUAACGGUCACAAUGCGGACUCGAGAAUGGGCGCAGGAUUCGGCUUCCAUGACUCAGCCGUCACGCUGCCGGACUGUCAGAUCGGCCGUCACGCUGCCGGACUGUCAGAUCGGCCGUCACGCCGCCGAACUGUCAGAUCGGCCGUCACGCUGCCGAACUGUCAGAUCGGCCGUCACGAAGCCGGGCCGUGAGACAAAUGAUCACGCAUUAAUUCGCACAGCGCGACAUGGUAUCCUGGUCACAAACGAUGAACUGUGGUUUGGUUGGAUGCAGUGUCGGAAAGCCGUCUUGGUAUCCUUGGUAGCAGUGAUGUCAAAAAAUGGUGAUGAUGAUGCUCACAUACUCCGAGGGUGAUUUCUCUCCUGACCAUGUGAUCGGUCAACGUUCACGACGAGACUGUGGCAUUGCAUUCUAAUACACAUUUUGGAGAUGAA
Molecule: messenger RNA, 2592 nt
Organism: Pollicipes pollicipes
Lineage: Eukaryota; Metazoa; Arthropoda; Thecostraca; Pollicipedomorpha; Pollicipedidae
Product: allantoicase
Exons: 11
Coding region: 235-1503 (422 amino acids)
Biological process (GO): allantoin catabolic process
Molecular function (GO): allantoicase activity
Source: RefSeq, a predicted model, not a curated record